AUGGUCUUGUUACAAUUAAUUAGUCUAUCGGUUAAUAUUCUAUGUUUAAUACAGAAAGUUCCACAAAUUUAUCAAAUUUAUAAAACAAAAAAUGUUGAAAGUAUAUCAAUAUCAUCUGUAUUACUUGAAGAAACAGCUUAUACAUUGAUAUUAACUUAUAAUCUUUGGCGAAAUUAUCCAUUAUUAACAUUUUUUGAAUAUAUAUUUCUUUUUAUACAAGAUUUACUUCUUUUAUGGGCAUUAUCAAAAUAUGCAACAACAGAUUCAAAAGAAAAAGAUAAAUUGAAUGAUCGAUCGACUCCAUUAUAUGGAAUAGCUAUAUUUUGUCUCUAUCUUUUAAUGAGUCUCAUGGGUCUUGUACCAACAUCAUGGAUGCGUAUGUGCACGAUAUUUGUGAUUCCAAUUAGUGCUACAUCAAAAAUAGCUCAACUUCAAACUAUUCUAAUUAAUAAAAAUGCUGGUCAAGUUAAUCGAUCUGUUUGGAUAAUAGCUUCGUACAAUAAUUUUGCUCGUAUACUGACAAAUCUUAUUGAAACACAUGAUAAGAGUAUGGUUUUAAAUUUAUUUGUUAGUUUAAUACUUAAUACUUCAAUUGUUAUUGCAUGUACGGUCUACAAAUAUGGACCAAUACGAAAAUCCAAGGAUAAGAAAAAGAAAAAGACAACAUAA
Molecule: messenger RNA, 669 nt
Organism: Rotaria sordida
Lineage: Eukaryota; Metazoa; Rotifera; Eurotatoria; Philodinida; Philodinidae
Source: the annotation of a GenBank genome assembly